AUGAAUCGAAUGAAAAUUUCAUCAUCAUUAUGCCUCUCAUCACACCGAUGGGGAAUGUGUUUCAAACAGAACCGUUUUAUAACCCAACACGAUCGGAAUGUUAUGAAUCAUAAUUAUUUCAAAUGUGUUCAAUACUAUUCAACGGUGAAUCAUGGUCAUUCAUCGGCAUCGUCAGACUUUUCCAGUUCCUCAUCAUCAUCACAUAAUGAAAAUAUGGAUUUGAAAAAACAAUCUCGUGCUCACUUUCAACUCAUGCAUAAAUUAGGACAACUUUCUUCGCGAGCCAUUACGAAUCAAAAAUUGUCAAAAUUUGAAGAAGCACUCGAAGAUUACAAGAAAAUAAUUGAACUACAACCCGAUUCUGUAUUUGCCUUGUUACAAAUUGGUCAUUUGCUUGCUUUUGAUUUGAAACGAAAACAAGAGGCCAUACCAUAUUUUGAACAAGUGCUUCAACUCACAACAGCACCUCCUCCAAAUAAUACUGAAUUGCAACCUCAUGAAAUGGAUGAAAUUCGAAUGUUAGCCAUCGAGUUUCAACCAAAAGCAAAUUAUUUUCUAGCAAAGGUCUAUUUGGAAAUGGUCAAUGAAAAUUCUUCCAUGAUGGAGGGUCAAGAACGAACUCAAAUUUUGGAAAAGGCAAAAGUGGCCAUUGAUAAUGCUAUAAAAUUGUUGCAUGACGUGAGAGAGGAUUUAGAAAUUCCUAUUGAAGUAUUACAACCUUUUGAACAAUUACAAGAACAAGUACGUCAUGAAUUGGGAGUGUGA
This is a messenger RNA of Naegleria lovaniensis, 765 nucleotides long. RefSeq lists its product as uncharacterized. NCBI's taxonomy places the organism in Eukaryota, Heterolobosea, Eutetramitea, Acrasida, Naegleriidae. The coding region runs from base 1 to 765 and encodes 254 amino acids. The record is from RefSeq and is a predicted model, not a curated record. The transcript has a single exon. Gene Ontology annotation, molecular function: protein binding.